Messenger RNA from Trichoderma atroviride IMI 206040, 1192 nucleotides. Its product is annotated as mitochondrial 37S ribosomal protein mS42. Gene Ontology annotation, molecular function: superoxide dismutase activity; metal ion binding. Gene Ontology annotation, biological process: superoxide metabolic process. The record is from RefSeq and is a predicted model, not a curated record. Lineage: Eukaryota; Fungi; Ascomycota; Sordariomycetes; Hypocreales; Hypocreaceae.
CAUCAUGUUCCGCACGCGGCUGCUACGGACGCCCAAGCAGGCAUUGGGCCUGGGCCUGCGCGCAUCGUCCGCCAACACCAGCUUCAACACCAGCUUCAGCGCCGGCUUCAACGCUGCCCGGAGAAGCCUGCAUUCGGUGCCGGCGCUGCCUCAUGACUACUCCCAGGGUGUGCCCAACCUGAUGAGCGCCGGCGGCUUCGCCAUUGCGUGGACAGACUACAUGAAGCUGAUGCUGGACAAGCUCAACGCCAUGGUUGCUGGCACCGAUCUCGAAGACCGCGACAUGAAAACCAUCCUCCUCAUGACCGCCCGCGAACCCAACCAGGCCGCCAUCUUCAACUACGCCUCCAUGGCCCACAACAACCACUUCUUCUUCCAGGGCAUCGCCCCCGCCGGCACGCCCAUGCCCGAGGACCUGCGCCGCGAGCUCGAGGCCUCCUUCUCCUCCAUCGACACCCUGCGCCGCGAGUUCGUCGCCACCGCCUCCGCCAUGUUCGGCCCGGGCUUCCUGUGGCUCGUCAAGGCCGGCCCCGGCGACUACCGCCUGCUGCCCACCUAUCUCGCCGGUUCGCCUUACCCGGGUGCCCACUGGAGGGUGCAGUCCACGGACAUGAACACCGUUGGCAACGAGGGAUCCGCGAGGCAGUACUACACCAGCCAGGCGCUGGGUGCCAGGAGGAGGGUUGGCGAUUUGCCCCCUGGAGGUAUUGAGCUGGAGCCGCUGCUGUGUCUUAAUACGUGGGAGCAUGCUUGGCUGCUGGAUUGGGGCGUGGGAGCUGGUGGAAAUGGUGGCAAGGCUGCGUUUGUCGAGUCUUGGUGGAAUUUGAUUGAUUGGGAAAAGGUGCACCAGAGAUCUGGCGUGGCGCGCCCCGAGUUCAUGUCAGAAACAUCUCCAUGAAGAGAGAGAGAGAGAGAGAGACGUGAUGGGGUGGUUGAUGUCAGGAGAGGACGAAAAAAAAGAAAUCAAAGAGGUCGGAGAAGCAAGGGAAAGGGAGCGAAAUCUAACGUAUAUAUGUGUCAUUACUGAAAACAAAAAGAGAUAUAUGGUCGGCAGGCCCUGCCCUCAGUAUACGAUAUUGGGAAGCAUAUCGUAUGAAAGAUGCGGGCUGGAAUAGAUGUAAGAUAGUGUAAAAGUACUACAUAUAUAUAUUUACUAUGCUCUAUCUACAAAAAUAUAUAACAGUACAAAGUA